AUGGAGGAGAGCGACGCGGCCGUGUCGGUACGCGUGCUGAAGGAGCGGCUGACGUGGCAGCCGAGCGCCGCGGCGAGCCGUGGGGAUCGCGGCAGCAGUAGCCCCGCGAUAGAAGCGCAGGCUGACACGUGUACCCGCGCGACACAAACAGGGCAGCUUGUAGCGGAGACAGAGAGCAACGAGGCGGAGGGACCGCCUUACAACCCUCCUCCCCCAGUGCCGGCUGCACGGCAUGCUGCACGACGUGGCGUGCGACGGGCUCUGCCUCUCGCUGCUUCUUCUCAGGCCGCGGGGAUGCGGCAAGACUCUGGUGAGUGCAGUGGGCUGUGGGUGGCGUGUUUGGAGUCGCUUAAAACCUUCCUCCCCCGGCAGACCCUAAAAAAAAAAAUCCCCACAUUGCACGGCAUGCUGCGGGACGUGGUGUGCGACAGGCUGUGCCUCAAAAGUGGGUGCCGUGAGCUGUGGGUGGAGUGUUUUGAGUGCCUUCAAACCCUCUUCCCCUCCUUCCCACCCCUUCCCACCGCACUGCAUCUCCCUCCCCUUCUCCCUCAGGUGCUGCAGCGUGUGUUGGCUGACCUGCUGUUGAGGCUCCUCAAAGCCAUCCCUCCUCAUCUCUUCCCACCGCAUCCCACUCCACCCACCCCUCGUCUCCCUCCUCCACCUGCUCCUCUCCCCACCAUGUGCUGCAGCGUGUGUUGGCUGACCUGUGUGCAUCAUCCCACACCCCUAUUUUCCCACCCCAUCCCUCCCCUGCCCACCGCACUCUCUCCCGUCUCUCCCCACCAGGUGCUGCAGCGUGCGUUGGCUGACCUGCGUGCAUCACCCCACACACCACCGUUUCUCACUGUGCAUCUGGAUGGUCGCAUGCAUGCUGAUGACCGUGCUGCUCUCAAGAGGGGCAAACAGGGCAUACUCUACUUACUGUUAGACCUCAUGCACUCUGCUGACACUCACUUGGCAGUCAUCGGGAUUUCUGCCUCCCAGGAUGCAGACCAGCUGCUGGAGAAGCGCGUGCGGUCGCGCUUCUCAAACCGCAAGAUCAUAUUCCUGCCGCCACAGCCUCAGGACCUCAUCAGGUUGCUUCGUUCAACCCUCACUCUCCCGGCACAGAAGCCUCCAUCCCUUGCCUUUGCUCCUCCCAACACCACCAACCCAUCUCACACCACUGCCGCUCCUCCCGACACCGCCGAUUCGUGGCCUGCAUUCGCAACGGGGUUCAAUGCACGGGUUGAUUCGACUUUUCAGCAUCCCUCAGUACUGGCUGUUCUGCUGCAGUCAACCGCCGUCAACCGCACUGUACCGCACAUCUUCAAGCUCGGGUUCCGGGCAGUGUGUGAGAUGGUGAGGCGAGGAGGCCAGACCCUUUCGGUGUCUGACUUUGAAAGGGCGUAUGCUUCCUCAACACUGCCCAUUCGGCAGCAGAUGCUCUCAGUCCUGGAGCUCUAUCUCCUCGUGGCAUUCCACCGCACCGAAGCACGUGCUGCUGCUGUGGCUGCUGGCGCGGCUGUUGCUGGUUCUGGUGGUGCUGGUGGGGCUGGUGCGGCUGGUGGUGCUACAGUUGAAGCAGCAACUAGUGGAUCCCACCCUAUUAAUUUCCACACAGCCUUCAAAGAGUAUGAAUCACGAAGAGUGGCAGCCAGAGGCUCUGUCUCUGAUGUGUUUUCUCAUGAAUCCGCCUUACAGGCUUACGGGCGGCUAAUAGAUGCCAAUUUUGUAGCGGUUGCUUCUGGGCAGGCGCCAGCCAGUGUGGAAGACCUUGAAUUUUUACCUGCCCGUUUGCUGGUUACGGCAUACGAGCUAGAAGAGGCUAUCAACAAGAAUUCACGUGUUCCUCUUGAACUGAGGAACUGGCUACAACAAGGAUUGCAUGAAGGAGCUCCUGUGAUCUCCACGCCCCCGUCUCUCGCGGAUGACCUGCCGUGGAGGGACACGCUGAAAGGCUUCAAUUCUUUUCUGAAGGCCCUGGAAUCGUCAGGCGCAUCGAAGCUGAUCGACUCGUACGUCGCCUCCCCGUUCGGCGCGCGCACGGGGGUCACUUUCCUCGCGCCGACCGACGACGCGUUCGCGGCGAUGCCGCCGCAAGACGCGGAGAUGCUGCGCACGAUGCCGUGGGCCAUGGCCAGCCAGAUGCUGUUCCACGUCAUCAAGAAAAGGCUCACGCAUGUCCAGCUGCGCGCCGCCCGCCCCGAAACUAAGUACGGGACGCUCUCCAACGUCGCCGUCGUCAAGGUUUACGCGCCCAUCCUCGAGUUCGGCCCAGCAGGGUCGCCCUAUGGGCCGCAGGUGUCUCGCGCCAAUGCGUAUGUGGGUGACAGCAUCGCAGUGCAUGGGAUCACGGAUGUCAUGGAUCCGGGCCUCUACUCGCGACAGUUCAUCCGCCCCCUCGUGCAGAUGAAAGCAGUCUCUGACGAUCCCGCUCUGGCCCAGGCCCGGGCGCACCGUGGGCGAGUGGCAUGCGAGUCAGUGCUGACAGCGCUGCAGAAGAAAGGGCUCUCUCGAUUCACUGAGGCGCUUCAAAAGGCCGAGCUCCAGGAGUAUCUAUGCCGCAAGCUUGAGACUCAAGAGCUAACACUGAUGGUGCCGUCCAACGAUGCUUGGGAUCACCUGCCUCCUGCUGUUACCGACUCUAUCGCAGACAACCCGCAGAGCAUAAUCCAGGUCCUUCUUUUCCACAUUCUUGAGACACGAUUCACUGGAGCUGAUCUUCGCAGCUCCGCACCAGGUGACGAGUUUCCAACAGCUUCGAGCCACCCUCUGGUCCGCCUCGCUGUUCCUGGGGUGCAAUUUGGCCGAAAAGGUGCGAGCUAUGGGGCCCACCUGGCAGCUGUGGACAUCAUUUCCGAUGAAUUUGUGGUGCCUCCUCUCUCCCCGUCCUCGUCCGCACUAGACCUCAGUCGCUUGUCGUAUGCCCUGUCCGCUCCUGACGCUCUCGGUCAGUCGCUCGAAUUCAAGCAAGACCUUUCGUCGCCGGUUCAACCUGUCAGUUCGGCUCCGGCAAUUGGAGGCGGCCUGUCCGUUAAGCAGUCGCUCUGUCAGGCGGUUUUGCGGAUAGUUUUGGAGAAUGUUCAGAGGGAUGGACACAGCAGAGAGGUUCAGGAUUCGGUGUCUAAGCACUUCGCAACGCUACCUUCUAGGUACGCACUGAGCGUGAAUCCGCAGCGUCAUGAGGACGUGUUGCUCCACAUGCGUCUCAUCAACGAGGCUCGCACGCUCAAUCAAACCGACCCGGACCUAGGCCCGGUCGUCCGAGUCCGCCGGGUUUGCCUCGGCCGAGCCAAGUCGUCAGGUUCGGCAGGGGGGGGAAACGCAGCGGAAUUUGCGAGUUCACCCAGGAGGAGGCACAGCACGGAUCUUUCGAGCAACAGCCCGUCCGGAAGAAGCCUGGAAGGUUCCCAGAAGGCGGCGGUUUCCGCCGCGGUAGCAGCGGCUAGCGGGAGUGCUGCUUCUGCAGGCUCUUCCGAUUCAGGUCUAGCAUCAGGUCUAGCAGCAACAGGAGCGUCAGGGUUACCAGCAGCAGGAGCGUCAGGGGCGUUUCCAGGAACAUCAGGGGCAUCAGGGCUGUCCGCGUCUGGGUCACAGCCGCAGCUGCAUGGGUCAAAUCCCGCUCCGCGCAGAAGCAUCCCCUGUCCUGGAACCCUGUCGAGACUCAUCCCACAACCCACCUUCGGCUCCUCCGCGCCCAACUGCUACAGCCUGAGCGGUCUAGGCUCGGCGGGUUCCUCUGCUGUGGAUUUGAGCCAAGGCGCUCCCACCGCGACCGGCCGCAAAUCUGGGUCGCUUACUGGCAGGUCGCCGUUUGGUUCUGGUAGUAUCGGCAACGCCAAGGGCAGCAGCAGUCAUUUCUCGUUAGCGGCGACGUUAAGGGAAGGCGUGCCGUUCUCGUCUGCGUCGGAUUUGAGGGGAGACGCGGUGGGGGGAGGGUUGGGCAGCGCGGGAGGGUUGGGGAGCGGCGGAGGGUUCCUGGUUGGGUCGAGAGGGUCGGCGUCGAGUCUAGGAACAGAUGGGGACGAGGAUGAUAGUCGGAGUGGGGGGUCGAGCUGGCACGGUCCGGGAGGGUUUGAAGGGGCGGAGGGCGAUGGGUAUGUGUACGGGUGGGAGGUGUCGAUUGCGGCCCCGGAUAGACCGGGGUUGCUGACGUGGUUCACUUCGGCGCUGGCGAAUUCGGACCUGGAGCUCAACAUUAAUGAGGCGCACGUAUUCAGCACAUCGGAUGGCAUGGCAUUGCAGGACUUUGUGGUCACCACGCCAAAGCACCACCAGAGUUUCUAUGCCAAUGAGGAGGAGCUUCAAGACGCGCUGACGCACGUGGUGCGCAUCAAGUGGAGAGAGCGGGACGUGAAGCAGGCGUCAGAGCAAAUGCAGCUGGCGAAUCUGAGGGCAGUGGUGGAGGCAAUGGCGUAUGAGGACUGGGCGGUGGACUACCAUGAUCUCUGCAUAGGCGAGAGGCUGGGCGGGGGGGCGUCGGGGCGGCUGUGCAGAGGCACGUACAGAGGGCAGGACGUGGCAGUCAAGGUCAUCACACUCGCUGCUGCUGAUGACAUGGCGGCGCCUGGGGGAGGGCUGAGGGGAGGGCCGGCCGGGGUGGGGGAUGCUGGCAUGUCGGUGUCGAUGCGGAGUGCUACGGCUCUGGAGCUGCUGCAGUGUUUCAAGCAGGAGGUCGCUAUAAUGAGGAUGGUGCGUCACAAGAACCUGGUGCAGUUCAUCGGAGCGUGCUCGCACUGGCCACGGUUAUUCAUCGUCACAGAGCUCAUGGCACGGGGCAGUGUGCGGGAUGUGUUGGACCAGAGGGGGUGCGGAUUGCCCCUGCCAGUGGCGCUCAAGAUUCUGAGGGAUGCAGCACGGGGACUAGACUUUCUGCACCGGAGAGGCAUUGUGCACCGGGAUUUGAAGGCUGCUAACCUGCUGGUGGAUGAGAAUGAUGUGGUGAAGCUGUGCGACUUUGGAGUGGCAAGACUGCUGCCAUCAAAGCAGGCAGGGCAGCUGUGUGGGGAGCCCACCGCCAAGUCACGGCCGGACAUGACAGCAGAGACAGGCACCUACCGCUGGAUGGCACCUGAGGUGAUGGAGCACCAGCCAUACGACCACCGCGCGGACAUCUUCUCAUUCGGUGUCACCAUGUGGGAGGUCAUUACAGGCGACCUGCCCUACACUGGCCUCACUCCCCUACAAGCAGCCAUUGGCGUCCUGCAAAGAAACCUACGCCCGCCUCUCCCUCCCGGGCUACCAUCUCGCAUCAGCAGUCUCAUCACUCGCUGCUGGGCUGCUGAUCCUGCUGUCAGACCUGAAUUUACCGAGAUACUCUCCACUUUGGACAGCUGCUUAAAAGGAGUCUCACCAUCCUCACUUGUAAUAGUCGUAACCUCUCUCUGGCUUGCGGCUGUGUCUGCUUCCCCCCAACAGCGGGUGAAGGUGUAUCGGCUGAACGACGAUGGCAAGUGGGACGACAAGGGAACAGGCCACGUGUCAGUGGAAUACCUCGAGAGGUCGGACGCCAUAGGGCUGGUGGUGAUUGAUGAGGAGGACAACGGCACACUGCUGGUGCACUGCAUAUCAGCAGACGACAUCUACCAGCGGCAAGAAGACACCAUCAUUUCAUGGACGGACCCUGAGGUAGCAACAGACCUGGCGCUGAGUUUCCAAGAAAGCAUGGGGUGCUCCUACAUAUGGGAGCAAAUAUGCAAUGUGCAGCGUCAAGUGCAGGUUCCUCCAGGCACUGAGGGCGGAGGGGCAGGAGCACGGGAUGAUGUAGCAAUCCACGAAGCAUCUCCAGAGAAUGCCCUUGAAGCAGCAACAGACAUGUCUGAGUUACCUGCAGUGGAGCUCAGGAACCUUCCUGUCAUUGCCAAGAUGCUAACAGACGUCCCAUUGUUUCACAAAGACCGAAUCGCCUCGCUCGUUCUUAGAGAGGGCUACGUGCCCAAGCUGCUGGACCUGUUCCGGCAGUGCGAGGAUCUGGAGAAUCUGGACGGGCUGCACCACCUCUACCGCAUUGCCAAGGGGCUGGUGUUGCUCAAUGACACCAAUCUGUUUGACCUGCUCUUUGCCGACAACGCCAUCCUGGACCUCGUGGGGGCCCUUGAAUAUGACCCGGAUCUACCAUCGCGCCAGCAGCACCGCAAGUUCUUAUUGGAGCAGGUGGAGUAUCGCGAGGCCGUGCCCAUCCAGGACCCGGCCCUGCGCUCCAAGAUCCACCAGACGUACCGCCUGGGGUACAUCAAGGAUGUGAUCUUGCCACGGGUUUUGGAUGACCAGACAUACGGGACCUUCAACUCCCUCAUUCUGUUCAAUAAUGUGGAGGUGGUGUCCACUCUACAGGGCGAUAAGCCUUUCCUCACAGACCUCUUCUCCCAGUUGCGGUCCAAAGACCCCUCCUCCCCUGCCUUUAGAGACCUGGUUCGGUUCCUUCAGGAGUUUUGCUCGCUGCACAAGCACCUGCAGAUCACACAGAGAAACCAGUCCUUCAGUGCGCUGAUUGGCCUGGGACUAUUUGAAAUCGUCACCACGAUUUUGCAACACACUGACGCCUCCCUCCGCCUCUGCGGAACGGACAUCCUCAUGUCGGCUCUUAGCCCCGAUCCUGCCCCCCUGCGCACCUUUCUCGUGGAGCAACCUGGGCACACGCUCUUCUCCUGCCUUGUCAAAGGCAUGGUGGAGCGCAGUCAAGGGGAGGCGGGCUCUCACGUACAACUACUAGAGAUACUGAGGCAGUUGCUAGACACCGACACCAUGGACACUGCCGAGAAGAACAAGUUUCUAGACGUGUUUUAUGAGGAAUACGUGGAUGUGCUUGUAAAGGGGAUAACCACCGCUGCCGCUGCUGCUGCUGGCGGUGGGGGUGGAGGGGGAGCAGCAGGGGGGGGAGGCGGAGGAGGAGGGGGAGGAGGGAUAGCAGCGGGGUCGCCUGCCCCUGAGGUGCUGGCGAGUAUAUGCGACCUGCUGUGCUUCUGUGUGCUGCACCACAGCUUCCGGAUGAAGUAUUACGUCCUGCGGAACAACGUGGUUGAGAAGGUGCUGCGGCUGGUGAAACGGAAGGAGAGGUACCUAGUUGUGGCUGCCGUGCGCUUCCUGCGCUCCUGCAUCAGCCUCAAGGACGACUUCUACCUGCGCUAUCUCGUGAAGAACCGACUCUUUGAGCCCGUGAUCGCAGCCUUCCGAGCCAACGGCAGCCGUUACAACCUGCUCAACUCUGCAGUGCUGGACCUUGUAGAGUUCAUCCGCAAGGAGAACAUAAAGUCGCUGGUGACGCAUCUAGUGGAGACAUACGGCACCUGGUUUGACUCCGUUGACUACGUUGACUCCUUCAAGCUCCUCCGCCUCAAAUACGAGCAAAACCUCGAGUCAAUGCGGCCAGCAGAAGAGCCCUCUGCUGCCCCUCCGCCCUCCCACUUGCCACGGGCCACAGCCGUUAGUGUCCAAUCGGGUGGCGACAGCUGGCGGCACGAGAGUGGUGGAGGGGGGCCGGCAGGGGGAGAAGGGGGGAGGAGUGGGGAGGGGGUGGAGCGGGGAGGGCGAGUGAGGGUGGAGAAGAGGAGAGUGAGGGAGGAGAGGGAGCUGGAGAGAGAGGAAGAGGAUUACUUUGAAAGCGGAGGGGACAGUGACGAGGAUGAGCCAGCAGCACAGGAGGAGGAGCACGAUGACAGCCUGCCAGUGCUCGACCCAUCAGGCACACCCCCCCUGCUACGCCACAAGUCUCGCUCUCCCUCUCCGCCUCGCUCCCUUGCCAACGGCAUCGUUGCAGACCCGUCUAGGAAGCCGCCUUUUGGACUCGUGGAUUACGAGGAUGAGGACGAUGAAGACCGGCCCUCCCCCUCCUCCUCCCCUUUCCCUCCCAGCCCCCGCCCCUCCACCGGCUCCCCUGCCUCGGGAAGAGCCUUCGAGGCUCGGGAAGAGGCUCGGGGAGAGGCUCGGGGAGAGGCUCGGAACGGGCCGAAGCGGAGCGGUUCGGGAGGAGCAGGUUCGGGAGGGAAGGAUGGGCCGUCCCAAGGUGUGCAAAAGAAGCGGAAAUCUUCUGAUGGUGGGGGAGGAUUCAGGAGAAUAUCUGGGGGAAAGAUAGUUGUUGGGGGAAAGCUUGGGGCAAUGUUGGCCCGAUCUGCUCUGGUUAAAGGAGGUGGGAGUGGGGGGACUGUCAGGGGCGGGGGAGGAGGGGGAGAAGCAGGAGGAAGGGGAGAGAAAGGGGGAGGUGGGGAUGACAAAGGGAGAGAUGAAAGAAGAGGUGAUGGGGAAGAGAGGCAGCAACACAAGGAGGAAAGGAGGCGGGAGGAGAGGGAGAGGGACAAGCAGGAUAGGGUCAAGGAGGAAAGGGAUACGGAGGAGAAGACGAGGGGUGAGGGGGGGAGUGAGAAGGCAGGAGAGAAAGGCAGCAGCAACGGAGGUCCAAAUCGGUGCAGCAUCCUCCCCCAAAUCCUCUCCUUCCUCCUCGCCGAAAGCUUUCUCAUCACCGAAAUCAUCUCCAUCGCAAUCUCCCAGAUCCUCCCCGUCGCGAUCGCCUAG
Closterium sp. Yama58-4 is the source of this 8490-nucleotide messenger RNA. The record is from the annotation of a GenBank genome assembly. NCBI's taxonomy places the organism in Eukaryota, Viridiplantae, Streptophyta, Zygnematophyceae, Desmidiales, Closteriaceae.